Rhinichthys klamathensis goyatoka is the source of this 1762-nucleotide messenger RNA. RefSeq names its product prolactin regulatory element binding (gene preb). The coding region runs from base 184 to 1458 and encodes 424 amino acids. The record is from RefSeq and is a predicted model, not a curated record. Gene Ontology annotation, biological process: protein secretion. Gene Ontology annotation, molecular function: guanyl-nucleotide exchange factor activity; protein binding; GTPase activator activity. The transcript is spliced from 10 exons. Lineage: Eukaryota; Metazoa; Chordata; Actinopteri; Cypriniformes; Leuciscidae. Gene Ontology annotation, cellular component: endoplasmic reticulum membrane.
UGUGACGCUGUGCUGACGUGUAUCUAGGGAAACCGAGGAAGUAAAUGGUGGUUCUUUGACAAAUGUUGUGAGAGAUCCAGGGGGAAGAGACAGUGGCAUGUCCACUAAACACGGGAGUGACUGGAGUAAGAGACUGGAGUGCGUUGGCAGACUCAGACCGGAGUCCAGAGAUCACAGAGCAUCAUGGGUAAACGCAGAGCUCCUGAGCUGUACAGAGCGCCCUUCCCUCUCUAUACUGUUAACAUCGACCCGAAGACCGGACUGAUCCUCACAGCUGGAGGAGGAGGCGCGUCCAAGACCGGGAUCAAGAAUGGAGUGCACUUCCUGAGUCUGGAGCUGGUCGGUGGUGUGCACAGCGCCACCUUGCUGCACACUCACGAAACAGACACGCGAGCCACCAUGAACAUGUGUCUGGGUGGGGAUGUGAUCGCGGCGGGACAGGAUGGCAGCUGUAGCCUGAUGAAGUUCAGUCAUCAUCUGGCCAAACAGGCUAAACCUGCUGCUAAAGAUGGAGCGGGAGAUAAAGGUUCAGCGAGGAAGAGAGGCGGGAAAGGCCAGAGCGCAGAUGGAGGAGGAGGAGACGUACCCCAGAUGAAGCAGGACUCUCCUCAGGUCUCAGUGGAGGAUGUUGGUGUCGUCCAGGGAGACCUCAGCCCACAGGACCCCUGCGUGAAGUGUGUGCGCUUCAGUGCUGACCUCACUCUUCUGCUGAGCGGAGGGGCCGACGGCUGCGUCAGGGUGUGGGAGUUCCCCUCUUUGAAGGAGAAGUUUAACUUCAAAGCCCACAAUGAUGAACUGGAGGAUAUAGACAUCAGUCAUGAUAAAAAGCACAUUGUAACGGUUGGCCGUGAUUUCGCGUGCAGCGUGUGGAGCGGCGAUCAGCUGGCCGUGGGUUUGUGUUGGCAUGAAAGCAUGCCUCAGAUCACAGAGAAGACGUACCGCUACAAGGCAUGCAGGUUUGCAAAAGUAGAGGACCAGAAAGACGCUUUAAGACUCUAUACGAUCCAAAUCCCUCACAAACGGGAGCGCAAACCCCCACAAUGCUACAUCACCAAAUGGGACGGUCGCGCCUUCCUGCCGCUGCUCACGAAGCCUUGUGGAAAUGAAGUUAUAUCUUGUCUUGCAGUGAGUGACUCGGGAACAUUUCUUGGUCUUGGAACGGUGACGGGUUCUGUGGGCAUCUAUAUAGCGUUUUCCCUGCAGAAAUUGUACUUCAUCCAGGAAUCUCAUGGCAUCGUUGUCACAGACCUGGCGUUCUUACCUGACGCUCCUAAAAGUAAAGCCAUAAAGGGUGAUAAUGAAGUGGUGAUGUUGAGCGUAGCUGUCGACAGCCGCUGUCAGAUACAUGCGCUGUCCAACCGGAGAUCGUUCCCGCUGUGGCUGGUGCUGUUCCUCUGUGGUCUGAUGGUGGUCGGACUCAUUCUGCUCCUGCAGGCUCUCUUCCCAGGAUUCAUUUAGUGUUGCAUAGGAACAUUUCACAUGCUAAAAUGACUCUCAAACAAACCUGGAUCUAUGAAAUUGUUCUAAUCAAUUGGAAAUAAUAAUGACUGUGUUUAGCAUCAUGUUUAAACUGAAGCAUCGUCUCUGGAGUGUGAAUUUGACCUUCUUAUGAAUCAGACUUGAUGAAGAAUUUGGGCAUUACCUGAAGAUUGAGGGGGGGAAAAAAAGGAUCAUUCAGGAUAAUUGAGAAACUGGUUGGAAACAGGACUGGGACGUCUCCUGUUCCACCAUGUGUCAAGAAUGCCUUUUAAUGUAAUAGAGA